Eimeria maxima is the source of this 1224-nucleotide messenger RNA. RefSeq lists its product as hypothetical. Gene Ontology annotation, cellular component: mitochondrion. NCBI's taxonomy places the organism in Eukaryota, Apicomplexa, Conoidasida, Eucoccidiorida, Eimeriidae. The transcript has 9 exons. Gene Ontology annotation, molecular function: GTP binding. The record is from RefSeq and is a predicted model, not a curated record. The coding region runs from base 1 to 1224 and encodes 407 amino acids.
AUGAGUGUAGCUAGACCAGCUCCGUAUUGCAUCUCUGGCGACCCAGCGUUGGGACCCCGGGAGUACGGGGGCAGAGUGAAACGGCUGCCGCGACCGCGAGGACAGGUUGUGGAGUCGGUCCCCGACGGGGUGGAGGUGUUGCAGCACUACCGCAGCAUCGACAGCUCUUGGGAGCGCUCAGCAGUUGCAGCAGCUGGCUGUUUGCCUGCUUUGUCUCCCUCUUCAGUGAUAACGCAGCUGACAAGAAUAAUGCCGAACAACUCAAUUGUUUUGAAAAUCGUGGACAUAUUUGACCUCGAACUUUCUGUAGUCCCUGAGCUCUUCGCGGCCUGCAGAGAAAAGGGCCUCAAGGCAAUAUGGGUUGUGAACCGCGUCGACUGCCUUCCUAAACACACCGAUAUGAAUCAAGUUAAACAGUGGGUACGGCGAAUGGUGCGGCAAAUCCGCAACGUGCACAUCGAUGACUGCGUCCUCGUCUCCUCUGCUACAGGCUACGGCUUCGAUAACCUCGAACGGCGCAUCGGCGAGCUGCUGUCAGAAGACUCGUACAGUGCCUCUGAUUCAAAAUCAGAGGCAGCAACAAACCCCAGGGGAAGCAACCAACUUCAGGACAUAGAAGGGCGAUUUAUGUUUGUUGUGGGGCGGGUCAACGCGGGCAAAUCUACUUUUGUUAACCGUUUCCUCAAAUUCGUCGGCUAUAAACACUUUGGAACUCUGUUCAUGAAACGUGCUGUCGGCGGCGCCACGCGUUCUCCUCUUCCAGGCACCACUUUAGAUCUGAUUCCGUUCGGUUUGCCGAAAGGUUUCAAGCUCAUAGACACCCCAGGCAUUCCUUCCCAGCAUCAGGCAAGAAUAAGCCCUGUUACAAGCUUUAGGAUACGUGGUUUAGCGUUUAGGAUGGCCAGCGUGUUGCUCCACGGAGGUGAUCUGCUGUCAGUCGUGCCUACCAAACGAAUUCAGCCCCUGACAUUCGCUUUAACAGAAGGAAAGACAAUUUUAAUUGGAGCGCUGGCUCGCGUAGACCUUGUGCAUGGCAACACGGCACUCUGCACCUGCUACUUCAGCCACAAAGUCACCUUGCACAUCUGCAGGACGAGCAAGGCAGAAGACCUGUUGAAGCGUAAGGCGGGUGUCUUUCUUUACCCUCCUCAUAUGCCUGAAGACUUCAACCGCCUCCAACCCCUAGUGCGCCACAGAGGCGAAGUUGACGCGCAGCCUGCUUGA